Octopus sinensis (East Asian common octopus) is the source of this 3679-nucleotide messenger RNA. Its product is annotated as protocadherin beta-15-like. Gene Ontology annotation, cellular component: plasma membrane. The transcript has 3 exons. The coding region runs from base 32 to 2839 and encodes 935 amino acids. Gene Ontology annotation, biological process: homophilic cell-cell adhesion. The record is from RefSeq and is a predicted model, not a curated record. Gene Ontology annotation, molecular function: calcium ion binding. Lineage: Eukaryota; Metazoa; Mollusca; Cephalopoda; Octopoda; Octopodidae.
UCUACCAUCAUCAACUUUCUCAUUGACUAAAAUGUGGACAUAUCUUUAUAUAAUGUCAUUUCUCCUGAAGAUUUCUCAAUGUGAAGACCUCAUUUAUCAUGUAGAAGAAGGCAAGAUGCCAGGUACAUUAGUUGGUGACAUUGCAGCAGACACACAUUUGUUUGAUCGCAUACCUGUACAAGAUCACAAUCUACUUUGGUUCAGCCACUUAAAAGAAACUUUUAUCAAUGGAUCACAGUUAUUUAAUGUCUCUAAGACAGGUAAACUUUACACGUCUCAAAUAGUUGAUGCAGAUAUGCUAUGUAAAUUCAACACUGAAUGCUUCAAAAUGGUGGAUAUAGCAGUACGAAACGAAGAAUCUUUCGUCAAAAUAUUAGAAAUUAAAGUUGUUGUGGAAGAUGUCAACGAUCAACGACCUGAGUUUCCAGUCAAGCAAGUCAAUAUACAAUUUGAUGAAACAGAUGGCAAAGGAACUAUAAAAUUCGUUCCAACUGCUAAAGACAGAGAUGUGAGUCUUAUUAACUCACAAAUUACAUACCAACUGAAGAAAGAUAUAGAAAAAACAUUUUCAUUAUCAAUUACAAAAAAGACAGAUUCAACAAUUAAACUUGGAAUCGUUUUGGAAGGAGAAGUUGACAGAGAAAGGAAAGAUAAUUAUAAGCUUCAAAUUAUUGCUACAGAUGGAGGAUCUCCUUCAAAGUUUGGUGUUUUGGAUGUGAUAAUAACUGUUAUCGAUGAAAAUGAUAACUCACCAAUCUUUUCUCAAAAUCUUUAUAAUAUUUCUAUUAGUAACAGAAAUGAAAAAAAUAGACCAAUUACAAUAUUAUCUGCAAGUGAUGUAGAUUCAGGGGAAAAUGGCAAAGUCACAUACCACUUUAGCUCAAAAACUUCAAAUGUUGCAAAAUCAUAUUUUCAUUUGAAUGAGAAAACAGGAGAAAUAAUUCUAAAGAAAAAAGUUCCUUUUGUAUCCAAAAAGUCUUAUAAAUUAUUUGUGGAAGCUACUGAUGGGGGAAAUCCACCAUCGACUUCAACAGCCAUUGUAUUGGUUCAUGUAAAUAACAAUGAAAACAGUGCUCCUGUUAUUGAUAUUAACUUUAUUUCAAAAUCUACAGGAAACACUGCCAUUAUUUCAGAAGGAGUGAAAAUUAACAGUUUCAUAGCUUACGUAAAGGUCACAGAUAAUGACGUUGGAAUGAAUGGCAAAAUUAUAUGCAAUCUUCGUCAUGAUAAAAUUCAGCUUCAAAGUCUAGGAAAGAAAAAAUACAAAUUAGUUGUAAAAAAAUCAUUAGACAGAGAAACAGAAAGCCAUAUUGAUCUCACGAUUUCUUGUGAAGACAAAGGAUUUCCACCAUUACAAACGGAUCACAGUUUUUCAAUCCAAGUUAUGGAUAUUAAUGAUAUUCAACCACAAUUUACAAAAGCUACAUUCAGGUUUUCAGUCUAUGAAAAUGAAGAACCUAAGUUCUCAAUAGGUUUUGUCAAUGCUACAGAUCCAGAUCUUGUUGCUGGAUCUCAGUUAACCUACUCUCUUAUCGGCUCUAAUAGACAUAUUCCAUUUUCCAUAUCUGAUUUUGGUUUUAUUUCAACUACUCAGUCACUUGACCGCGAAAAGCAAGAUCUUUAUCGGUUUAAAAUAAUGGCUAAAGAUAAUGGAAUACCUUCUCUUAACAACACAGCUAAUGUUGUUGUUGAAGUUAUGGAUAAAAAUGAUAAUGCUCCCUAUUUUACUUUCCCUAGUUUUAACCCUUUCAAUCUAGAUGUCCACUACCAUCCACAGAGUAAGAGUGACAUCACAACAUUAAGAGCCUCUGACAGAGACAGUCAUGUUAAUGCCUUCCUCAAGUAUGAAAUACUUGGAGGUAACAACAAGCAGUUAUUUACAGUCAACCCUUACACAGGAGUUUUGUCAUUCUCUCGAACGGUUUACCAAAACGAUGCUGGAUCAUAUAAUCUGAUAUUAACUGUCAAAGACAAUGGCAUACCAGUUUUAUCAGCAACGACCACACUGUCUUUGACACUAACUGUUAGCAAUACAACAGCCAGAAUGUACAUCUCUCAAGACACAGAAUCAGACAACAGAAUUCAUAUUAACUUGAUGAUUAUUAUAGUAGUAGCAGCAGUGAUAGUUUCUGUUGCUAUUGUUGUAUCUUUCAUUAUGUGUAUAAUCCAAAGGAAAAGCACAAAGGAUAGUCGAUUUACUGGGAGUGUAGGCACACAUAAUGACAUUUUAAAUGAAAGGAGACAGUCUGAAUAUACUUGUGAAGAAAUAUCUCCUAAAUAUGAUAUUCCAAUUACUAUGUUAGCUUGCACUGAUAACUUUCCGACAACUCUAAUAAGAGAGCCACACUCUCAAUAUGAGACUAAUCACUGCUGGGAAGGAUCUUCCAUAGGGAAACACAGCAAAACUAUUUCAAAACGGGCACACCCUGAAAAUGCAGACAGUAGAGAUUUUAUCAAGGGAGGUAAUGGUCCUUUCAAUGAAAUGCCAACAAUCUCUGGACAUGCUGAGAGUGAACAUGGCUGGAGUGAGAGAGCUACUGUCCAGUAUGAAACUUUGCCAGGUCAUAUUUCCUCCAAAGCUGAGCAAUUCCAAAACAAAGAUAGGAAAUCUUUCCUGCAGAAACUUCAUAGACCUAAAGGUAUUAAUAUAUUUAUCGGUACUCCCUCCCAAUCAUCAAAUUUUGGUCAGAAAAACCCAAGCAAUGACGUUAUUGAUUUAAAAUCUUCACGAGAAAAGAAUGAUACACCUAGCAUAUCAUCACAGCCAUGGAAUUUACCUAUGAAGAACAGUUUCACCGCUUAUGCAAAACCUUUACCAUCUCUACCAAAGGUUUUGUGAAUCCAUCUCUCAAAAAUCUUUCAUAACUGAUGUUUACUAAACACAUGUACAAAGUUCAAUAUUUCCUUCAUAAAAUUUUGCAAUAAAUCCUUUUAUUCAUGCUUCUACAGAACAAGAUUUUUAUAUUUUCAGAACUUGAGCAUUUCAAAUGGAAACACCUGUAUAUAUAUAACCUGUAAAUUAAUGUAAUUAUUCAUCAAAUGUUGUUUGUGGACAUGAACGAGUCUGUAUUAACUUAGAAGUAGUUGGUAUUUAUUUGAGGUUUUGUACAUAAGUUACCGAAGCUCACUACGAGAUAAAAAUUUGGUUUCUUCUAAAAUAUUUUUACUGUUUUGGCUUUUGAUUGAAAAAGAAAAGAAAAACUGAAUGAAAUUAUUGAGAAUCAUAUGUUAUAAUAAGUUUAGUAGUAUUUUUGGUAAAAAAAAUUCUUUUUUCUUUUUCUUUUACUAAAUGCAAUAAAGCACAUUUAUUUUAAGAUCAUAUUAUUUAUACAAAUUCUCCAUUUUGUUCCAGAAUAAUCCAGGUAUGUUUUACAUCAGUCUGUAGAGUGUAAAUAGUCUGUUAUGUUAAAUGUAUUUCUGGAUUGUGAAAAACUGGGGGAAAAAUCAAUUUUUUGAUGAGUAGAUUUCUUUGUGUUUGACUUAACAAGAAAAAAAAAAUUCUCUGUUGUUAGUAAAAAAAAGCUAUUAAUACAUAUUAUUUUUAUGAAAGGAAUUCAGACAGGAAAAAUUGGAGUUGACUGCAAAAAUAACUAAAUUAACCAACAAUUCGUUAUUUGACAAAAGAUGAUUUGUAUCUGUAAAUUAACAGCAUGAAAUAAAGUUGCUCAAAACAAAUGUU